This is a messenger RNA of Rotaria socialis, 1212 nucleotides long. NCBI's taxonomy places the organism in Eukaryota, Metazoa, Rotifera, Eurotatoria, Philodinida, Philodinidae. The record is from the annotation of a GenBank genome assembly.
AUGUGUACAUUCAAUGGUAUAUUGUCAGAAUAUCCAUGGAUUUCAAUUGAUUCAUUUCUUGAAGCAAAUUGUCAAGUAUCGCGAGUUUUCUUUGUUUCACACAUACAUACAGAUCAUCUCCGUGGUUUGGAUGAAUCAACAUUUUAUCAAUAUACCACAAAUAAUCCUUCUAUACGUAUAUAUUGUUCAGAAAGUUCAAGGCAUUUUCUCUCAAUAUUACCUGCCUAUAAACAUCUGUCAAAAUUUUAUUCAAUAAUAAAUGUGAAUCAACCAUUAACUAUACAAAAUCCCACUGAUAAAAAUGUUUCAUUAACAGUUACAUGUUUUGGUUCUGGUCAUUGUCCUGGUUCAUUGAUGCUACUUUUCGAAGGUUCUCAUGGUACUGUUUUAUAUACUGGUGAUUUUCGUCUUUAUUCUCAUCAGUCCAAUCGUCAUCGUAUUAUAUUAUCGAAGAAACCUAUCGAUACACUCUAUAUUGAUAUGACUUUUUUCGAGCCAUCUAUUCGACAAUUACCUCAACGUAAGCAAUCAUGUCAAAAGCUAAUUCAUUUAAUUGAGCAAUAUGAUAACAGAUAUUUUCAUCUUAAAACAUCUGCACGUGUCGGUUACGAAUAUAUUUAUACAUCAUUAUAUCAUCAUUUCGGAAUUUUGAUUCAUGUUAAUCAUGAACAAUAUCAUUUAUACGAUUGUUUACCACAAGUUCAACAAGCAUUAACAACUGAUGGAAGUAGAACAAGAAUUCAUGCAUGUUGGCCCAAUUGUUCACAUUCUAAAUUUUCAAUUAAAAUUGUUCUUUCGGUUCUUUGGUUUACUUUACAACAACAAUCGAAUUGUCCACUUAUUCGAAUUGCUACUGAUUAUUAUCGUCUUUGUUAUUCACUUCAUUCGUCGUAUAAUGAAAUAUGUACAUUCGUGAAACAAAUAUCUCCGAUUCGUAUUCAUCCAAUAGCUUUACCCAGUCAAUUAACAUCAGAACGAUUUAAUGAACUUAUUAAACAAUUAGGAAUCCAUCAAAAUCAAACGAAUUGCUUUGCAUCAAAUAAUAUCGUACAACAAAUUAAAAGACGUUAUCAAAUGACUGAAAAUACUGAUAUUGAUGAUGACGAUGAACUUGAUUUUGGUUUUCAUAAAAACCGAGACAACAAUGAAAAACAAUUAUAUAAACGAAUCAGUAAUUUACAACAGCCGUCAAAUAAAAAGUUGAAGAUUUGA